Messenger RNA from Monopterus albus (swamp eel), 3878 nucleotides. RefSeq names its product coiled-coil domain-containing protein 136-like. The record is from RefSeq and is a predicted model, not a curated record. The transcript has 9 exons. Gene Ontology annotation, cellular component: acrosomal membrane. NCBI's taxonomy places the organism in Eukaryota, Metazoa, Chordata, Actinopteri, Synbranchiformes, Synbranchidae. The coding region runs from base 211 to 1584 and encodes 457 amino acids. Gene Ontology annotation, biological process: single fertilization; acrosome assembly.
GAGACCAAGCUCUCCGUCUGGAAAACAGCAUCUUUCCCUUCGCUCAGCUCCUCCUCUCCUCCCUCUCGGCAUCGCUCCCACGCUCCAGAGCUCAGCCUUCAGCUCCCCGGAUCCACCCAAAUUCUCCAGAGCUGAAGUGGGCGUGUGGAGCCUCUGACCCUCUCUCGCCCACUCUCUUUCUCUCCCUCUUUGCUGCAGCUACUUGGGGCUAUGGAUGGACUGCGUUUACCUCCACUCAUCGAGGAGGCUGUGGACUCUACAGAUGACCCGUGUGAUCUGAAAGCUGAGAGCAGCCCCACCAUGGACAACGAGAUAACAGCCAAGGAGAGAGGAGUCUUGGAGGAGAACAAUGAGAAGGAGCAGAUGGACCAGGAGAGAGCUCAGGAGGAGGAGGGGGAUGAGAAGAAGAUGAAGGAGGAGGAAGGAGAAGGAGAAGAGAAGGGGAAGAAGGAGCAGGAGCCACUGACAGAGGAGCAGGAGCUGGAGCAGUUGAGGGCCCAGGUGCUGCAGCUGCUGCUGGAACUGGAGGAUGCUAGGGAGACCUCCAACAAACACCAGGAGAGCUUCCAUGAGCUGCAAGGUCUGUUGGAGGAUGAGCGUCUGGCCAGUGCCCAUCAGGCUGAAGCCUUUACCCGCCAGAUCCAGAAUCUACAAGCCCAGCUGCGCUCUGUGCAGGAGGAGAUGGAUAGCCUGGAGGAGGAGAAGGAGAGCGAGCUGGCCGAGGCCCAGGAGGAGCUGCGUGCCGCUCAUGAGGAGGUGCUCCUCCUGCAGCAGGCCGCAGAGGAGGCGGCAGCAGAGCGGGAAAAUGACAUUGCCACACUGCAGGAAGAGCUAUGUCGCCGGCGUGCCGAGCUGCAGCGCCUCAGCGAGGAGACCCAGGAGUAUGAGCUCGAGAUCACCACACUAAGGGCCGAGAUCAACAUGAAGAGCCAGCGCAGGGAGGCUGAGAGGAGAGAGGGUGAUGUGGACCUGCUGAAGGAAGAGUGUCGUAUGCUGAGAGAGGAGUGUCAGGCCCUAAAGGAGGACAACAGACGCCUCUCAGAGAGGCUGCAGCUGCUGCAGAGACAGAGGACAUGCUCCAGUGUCUACCUGUCACUGAAAGAGGAAGAUGCAGGGGAGGGCACAGAGGAGAAGGCGAUGGAGACAGGCUCGGAGGAGGUCAUGACUGAGAGCUACAUGACCAUAGUCCAGUCUGAGAACUGUCGCCUGGUGGACGCCUCCAUCCAGAAGAACAUUUCAUUUGAUGGGAAGCCUGUGACACCAACCAGCUGGAACGGAGGCAUUGGGGAGAUCUUCUCCCUGAGGGACCAGCUAAAACAGGCCGAGGAGAAGGCCUUACAGGUUCAGAGAGAGUGUGAUGGUCUGAAGAUGGAGUUGCAGGAGCUGCAGGUAUUGUAUGACAGCAGUCAGAGGGAGAGAGCAGAGCUGGAGGAGGAGCUGCAGCGCUGCAAGGCGGAGCUGGAGAAGCUGUCCGGGGGUGCUCAGGGGAGUGAGGUAGGUUGGAACUCCAUUUUGACUAUCACUGCAGCCACAGCAGUGCUACUAAUGAUGACUAGCUUGUUGAGAGCUCUGGUGCGAUGUUGAUUGGAUGGGCAACAACUGCACAGGGACAGAUAUCUCCUCCAGACCAGCUAUUGUUCUAUCCUGCCAUGUCUGUAGAAUGAACUGGAAUGUUCCUAAAUAUGGUAGAGCUGACAACUGCAUAGUAGAAAAUGUAUGGAAAUUUCUUUAGCUCUAAUGAGAAGGUACUUCUUGCACACACUGAUGGAGAAUGAUGUGCUCAGUCUCAUCUUACUGGUGUGUUUGAUGAAGAGACUACCAUGAUGCUAUGAUGAAGAGUUGACCUGCAGAGAGCCCACAUGAGGAUCGAUCUCACUCCACUAAAUGUAUGCAAGUGCUGUUUCAUUCCUCCUCUGUAUCUGUGAAUAUUGUUUUCUCUCCUUCAGCUAACAGUGUAAUGAAAUGAGGGGUUUGAUUAUUAAUGAGCACCAGAUGGUUCAAUUUAUUGAACCAUUAUUUAUUUAUUUGUUUGUUUAAAUAUUGGUUACCUCUGGUAAUAACAGCAAACGCGGAGUCUGGACACACUGAAAACCUUGACACAUACAUAUUCCCUUCAAAUGUUAAGAGAAAGAGCAGCUUGCAUUUUUGAUACUGAGUUGUUGACUAUCAGUUACUCCCCACUCCUCCAUGCUAAAAGCAUUAUAAAGCACAAUUACUGCAAAACUGUAUUAGAAGUCACAAAAUCUUUAUGACUUAACAUCAGUCUACCAUAUUUACCAGCCUGCAAGUGUUAUUCUGUCCUUCCCAAUAUUAGGCAUCAUUUGAUCCACUGUAAACACCAAUGAUAUGCUAUUACUAGGCGACAAUGUGACUAACUAAACAGCUGUUCCUCCAGGAAUAUGUAUAAAACUGACGUUUAACCUGAUGUCAUACCUGGUAGGUGGAAAGUUUUCCAGUGUGCUUUGCUUCAGGCUCUGUCUCUUCUGCCUGCCCUCAGUGUCACCUUUAAUUAGGUAGUUAACCACGAAUACCAGAAAGUAUUUCUGGUAAGCAGUAUUUCUGAUUAAUCUUGCCUGCUCAUGAACCUGAACUCUUACGCAAAAAAGUUGCAUUGCUACAUUUACAGUAUGGUUGUUGUUUUGCUAUGUACAAGUACAAAUAUCCCAGUAACCUUAGGAGCAAAUUCUGGGAUGUUUUCUUACAUUGCAACUAGAUAUGGGUUUCAGUGUGGAGAAAUAAACUUUUCUCUCUCCAGCAGGAUUUAUAUAUCUUGCUUUUUCCAAGUGUAUUGCUAUAAGAUUUAGCCUAUGGUGACUGCAGGAUUGUUAAAGGUACACAGUGUGAGAAUGGUGAAUGUUGGUGUUCACUUGUUUACAGAUAAACUGCAGAUAAACAUCUAAUAGGUCACACCUACGUGAGGGAUCAGGGUUAGUUGUUUGUGAGGGCAUUUUAGAAACAAAAUAUGUAAAUAAGAAGGUUGUUUGUCCAAACAUUGAUUAAAGUACAAAAAAUACAUGUAUACGUGGAAGGACUAUUGUUUACAUUUGUGAAUUUUUUUGUGUGUGAAAAUCUUUUAGGACUAAAAAAGCAUGCUAAAUGCAUAGAAGCACAGUAUAUGAUUUAUGUUGGUUAUGUUGAUUGUUACUUUGUAUUUCAUGUAAAUAGAUGUGACAUAUAGUACUAUGGGAGAGACAUUUCUUAAAUCCAUUUGUACUAGCUUUGUAGAAAGUUUAUUCUAUUUUGAAAGAGCAUCGUAUAUUUGAUAGCCAAAGUAUAUGUUAUGUAAAUGUUUAUUUAUGGUGACAUUAUUCAGAAGACCUACUAGCAUCGCUAAUCAUUUUUAGAACAUCUAAUGUAUGUUCAAGAGUAUUGUAGCCAUCGCAUGCAUUUAGAUUGCAUUUGACCUUAGUUGCUAGAAAGCAAUAUGACUCCUGGGUUUUCCAGUUAGUUAAAAUUCACUGAUGUAUUGGAACCUUUCCUGCAACAUUUGGUAUUAAACAGGACCUUGAUAAGCACCAUCUAACCAAUGUUAUUUGUCUGUAUGAUCACUUGCUAAGAAAAUAAUGUGCCACUGGACUGCAAAUGUUGUCACUGUCGAUUUAAAAUAAUCAUCUUGCAAUAGAAAUUUAAUUUUCAUAGGCUGAAACAGCACAUAUGAAUGUUGUCUGAUUCAGGCCGUUAUCAUUAUUUCUGAGGUUAUUUCAUGAAUAUGAACUUUAUCUUAGUUUUGCAGACUUCUAUAUUGCACAGUGUUUCUCAGCUUGCUGCUUUACAUAUUGAUGGCAUUGUUGUUUCCAAUUUAGUUGUGGCUAUUUUGUUACCUGGAGGUCUAUUUUGUACUGUAAAUGACUUGAGAGAGUAAAUAUACCUGCCCCACA